AGCCUGGCUCCGAGGCUCGCAGCCGCACGCCCUGGGCGGCCCUGCCGCAGCAGCGGCGCGCACGCAUGCGGCGCCACCUGCCAGGCCCUCUUCGAUGAUCCUCGGGACGCGUGCUCGUCCAAUGGCCCCGAGAGGCUGAAAAUAGCCGAGCGUUUCUCGUCGCGAUUGGCAAAACCCGACGGAUUGGGGAAAACAUAUCGUCAGAUCUAUGGGUCGUCGGCGCCUCCGCAUGGCGCCGGCCAGCCCUCCGCGGCCACGGCACCGCGGCCGCCGCCGCCGCGGCGCCGCUGGCCCUGCUGCCGAUGGCGCCGGCCGGCGGGUUGGCCCUGGAGAGGGCGCUGGACAGCUGCACGAGCUGCCCGAUGCGACGGCCUCGGCGUUGCGCGGCCGUUUCCUGGCGGCCCACGCGGGCGUGCUGCUGGCCCGCGGGCAGCGGCCAGCCAGCGAGCAGGGCCUCUUCCUCGCCAAGCGCGUCGCGGGCCUCGGGGCCUUCGUGCGCACCUCCCAGGGCGCCGUGCAGCCGUACGCGGCGCAGGGGCGGCGAGGUACGCCAGAGGCGGAGCUGCCGCGCGGCUCCGACUUCUGGCACCAGGACAGACAAUUCGUACCUGGCCAGCCCUGCUCGCUUCACCGCCCUCUACGCCACGGACGAGGUCCCCGCGGGGGAGGGCGACACCCUAUUUGCGAACUUGGUGGCGGCGUGGGACGCGCUCGAGGAGCCCGUGCGGCAGGCUGCCCGCCGCCUGGAGUGCUGGCACUGCCACGCGCACAACGGCGGCGAGCCGCACCCGCAGCACCAGCGCGGGCCCUUGCUGCCGGCGCAGCGCCACCCACUGGUCCACAGGACCGCCCGCGCCCGCGCCGAGAAGCGGGCCCUCGCCGCAUGGGCGCGGUGGCGGAUUUGCGCGGCCCCGACGUCCCAGAUGGGCCCGCGCGCGCGGAGGCGGCGGGGCUGCUGAGGGAACUGCUGGAGCACGCGCUGAGGCCCGAGUUCGUCUUCCGGCACCGCUGGUCGCCAGGAGAGACCUACUCAUCUGGGACAACCACGUCGUGAUGCACAGGGCCACUACGAUCGAUAUGUCCGCGGAGUCAAAGCGCGUCAUGUUUCGGAUGUGUUUCGGUGAUUGACGUAGCGUGCGUCGUCUGACAAAAAAGAAGAAACGCCGCAGGAGCUCCGAGCCACAGUGGUCGCCAGGAGACCUGCCCAGCUGAGGUAACCACGCCGUGAUUCACACGGGGCCGCACAUUGAGCCCCACACGGCGGACACACCCACGGACCCAGCGCGCGACGUGGUUCGGGCGUGCUCGUGGUGGGCGCGGCUU
Molecule: messenger RNA, 1323 nt
Organism: Prorocentrum cordatum
Lineage: Eukaryota; Dinophyceae; Prorocentrales; Prorocentraceae
Source: the annotation of a GenBank genome assembly